AUGUUCGCCCUGCGCCUGCCCCUCCUGGCGCUCCUGGCGGCCUCGGUCCGCGGCCACCUGGGGCUGCUGGGGCCCAAGAACGUGUCGCAGAAGGACGCCGAGUUUGAGCACCUCUACGCGGACGAAGUCAACAGCGAGCUGGUCAACAUCUACACCUUCAACCACACGGUGACCCGCAACCGGACGGAAGGUGUGCGUGUGUCCGUGAACGUCCUCAACAAGCAGACAGCGGCUCCCUUGCUGUUCGUGGUCCGCCAGAAGGAGGCCGUGGUGUCCUUCCAGGUGCCCCUCAUCCUGCGAGGGCUGUAUCAGCGCAAGUACCUCUACCAGAAGGUGGAGCGAACGCUGUGUCAGCCGCCCACCAAGAACGAGUCUGAGGUGCAGUUCUUCUACGUGGAUGUGUCCACCCUGUCGCCAGUCAACACCAGGUACCAGCUCCAGGUCAGCCGAAUGGACGACUUCGUGCUCAGGACCGGGGAGCUCUUUAGCUUCAAUACAACAGCAGCGCAGCCUCAGUACUUCAAGUAUGAGUUUCCGGAGGGAGUAGACUCGGUGAUUGUCAAGGUGACCUCGAACAAGGCCUUCCCCUGCUCGGUCAUCUCUAUCCAGGAUGUCCUGUGCCCUGUCUAUGACCUGGACAACAACGUGGCCUUCAUCGGCAUGUACCAGACCAUGACCAAGAAGGCCGCCAUCACCGUGCAGCGCAAAGACUUCCCCAGUAACAGCUUCUAUGUGGUGGUGGUGGUGAAGACGGAAGACCAGGCCUGCGGGGGCUCCUUGCCCUUCUACCCCUUCGUGGAAGAUGAACCGGUUGAUCAGGGGCACCGCCAGAAAACCCUGUCUGUGCUGGUGUCUCAAGCAGUCACAUCUGAGGCCUACGUGGCUGGGAUGCUCUUCUGCCUGGGCAUCUUCCUCUCCUUCUACCUGCUCACCGUCCUCCUGGCCUGCUGGGAGAACUGGAGGCAGAGGAAGAAGGCCCUGCUGCUGGCGGCGGACCGAGCCUGCCCGGAAAGCGGUCACCCUCGGGUCCUGGCUGACCCCUUCCCUGGCAGCUCCUCUUACGAUGGUUACAACUAUGGCUCCUUCGAGAAUUGUUCCGGGUCCACGGAGGGUCUGGUUGACAGCAUGGACACUGCGGACCUCUCCUACACUUACCAGGACCGCCCCCUGGACCCCGUGGGCACGCGGCCGCGGCUGGACUCCAUGAGCUCCGUGGAGGAGGAAGAUUAUGACACGCUGACUGACAUCGAAUCGGACAAGAAUGUCAUUCGCACCAAGCAAUACCUCUGUGUGGCCGACCUGGCGCGCAAGGACAAACGUGUUCUGCGGAAGAAGUACCAGAUCUACUUCUGGAACAUCGCCACCAUCGCCGUCUUCUAUGCGCUCCCGGUGGUGCAGCUGGUGAUCACCUACCAGACGGUGGUGAAUGUCACAGGGAAUCAGGACAUCUGCUACUACAACUUCCUCUGCGCCCACCCGCUGGGCAACCUCAGCGCCUUCAACAACAUCCUCAGCAACCUGGGCUACAUCAUGCUGGGGCUGCUCUUCCUGCUCAUCAUCCUGCAGCGGGAGAUCAACCACAACCGGGCCCUGCUGCGCAACGACCUCUACGCGCUGGAGUGUGGGAUCCCCAAACACUUCGGCCUGUUCUAUGCCAUGGGCACCGCCCUCAUGAUGGAGGGCCUGCUGAGCGCCUGCUACCACGUCUGCCCCAACUAUACCAACUUCCAGUUUGACACGUCAUUCAUGUACAUGAUCGCCGGGCUCUGCAUGCUCAAGCUCUACCAGAAGCGGCACCCGGACAUCAACGCCAGCGCCUACAGCGCCUACGCGUGCCUGGCCGUGGUCAUCUUCUUCUCGGUGCUGGGCGUGGUCUUCGGCAAAGGGAACACGGCCUUCUGGAUCGUCUUCUCCGUCAUCCACAUCCUAGCCACCCUGCUCCUCAGCAUCCAGCUCUACUACAUGGGCCGCUGGAAGCUGGACUCUGGGAUCUGCCGCCGCAUCCUCCACGUGCUCUACACCGACUGCAUCCGGCAGUGCAGCGGGCCCCUCUACGUGGACCGCAUGGUGCUGCUGGUCAUGGGCAACAUCAUCAACUGGUCGCUGGCUGCCUACGGACUCAUCAUGCGCCCCAAUGAUUUUGCCUCCUACCUGCUGGCCAUCGGCAUCUGCAACCUGCUCCUCUACUUUGCCUUCUACAUCAUCAUGAAGCUCCGGAGUGGGGAGAGAAUCAAGCUCAUCCCCCUGCUCUGCAUCGUCUGCACCUCCGUGGUUUGGGGCUUCGCGCUCUUCUUCUUCUUCCAGGGACUCAGCACCUGGCAGAAAACGCCGGCCGAGUCGAGGGAGCACAACCGGGACUGCAUCCUCCUCGACUUCUUUGACGACCACGACAUCUGGCACUUCCUCUCCUCCAUCGCCAUGUUCGGGUCCUUCCUGGUGUUGCUGACGCUGGACGACGACCUGGACACCGUGCAGCGGGACAAGAUCUACGUCUUCUAG
Messenger RNA from Pipistrellus nathusii (Nathusius's pipistrelle), 2499 nucleotides. The record is from the annotation of a GenBank genome assembly. NCBI's taxonomy places the organism in Eukaryota, Metazoa, Chordata, Mammalia, Chiroptera, Vespertilionidae.